This is a messenger RNA of Amoebophrya sp. A25, 442 nucleotides long. NCBI's taxonomy places the organism in Eukaryota, Dinophyceae, Syndiniales, Amoebophryaceae. The record is from the annotation of a GenBank genome assembly.
CCAGCACAGGCGCUCAGUUUGAGUCUAUCAUGUGCGACAACACUAGUAGUUUCUUCAGGUUAGAAUGAAAUACUAGUUUCUUCAAGGUAGAACAAGACCAUUGGUAGAUCUUGACCUAGACUGAUCAAAAAACAUGGAUAACGGCAGUGCUGGUCAAGUUGGUGGCACAGCAGGCGGCUCGUCUUCGUCCACUUCACGACCACCUCAACAUGGUGCAAAUAACGCUGCGAAUGCUUCGCUAACGGAGCAGAAGAACCAAGAUCCUGCACUACCGCCAGCACAUCAAGUUAAGGCUUGAUAUAAGUGAUUCACUCCUACAGGAGGUUCUUUUUCUCCGUUUGUGUCCUUUUUAGGAUUCAUCGAUCUUGGAAAAUGAAAACAAGGAACGAAAUUUUUUGAGCUCCUCUAAUCAAGGAGGAGGUGACCAACCCAGAACAGGGAG